GCUUCUUCCUUUCAAUUAAGUUUCUUCAUUCUCCACUCGAUAACACAAACUUCAUUCUACACAAUUAGAAAGAAAAAAAUUAGACAUGUCUCCACAAACAUAAAUAAGAUUAGUUGUUUAAAAUAUUAAAUAUACAGAGAAAAUUAAUUAUAUGUGUGGGCGGGUACCCACGGGUCGGGUUUACCUAAACCCAAACCCAACCCAACCCGAUAAAUAGUGAACGGGUUUAAACCCAAACUCGACCCAAAACCCGUCAACACGGAUUUUACCCGCGUUGACCGGGUUGGGUCGGGUGGGUACCCGUGGGUUCGGGUUUGGUUGCCAUCCCUACGUCCAGUCUACCGGGGGCGUCCAUGACAACGGGAGGCGUCCACAGGAUGCCUCCGGCUCCUAUAUAAGGAGACCAGACCCUCCAAGCAAGGCGACUUCUCUUCCUUCCCACAUUUUACCACUGAUGGUUCUCUCUCUAAACCCUAUCUCUCUCUACACUCUAUUAUAUAUCCUAUUCUAACUUGACCGUCGGAGUGUAGAUCACGGGGACCGCCCCGACUAUCCACAAGAUUCUUCUUCCACUCCCGAGGAGAUCAGACGAGAGAAUCCGAAUCAAGGCUCCACACUAAUCCUCCGAUACUAAUCGGGGGUCAAACAUAUAUAUUAACUGAAAUACAGCAGCUGCCGCGUAACCUCUCUCUUUAAAUUUCUCCGCCAAUUGAACUGUAUUGAAUUGGCAAUCUAACGGCGCGGGGUGAGUGGAGUGGGACCCAUUUUCCUUUUGUUGAUUGCGGUCACGAAGCUCUUCCCGUCUCUCUAUUCAAUUCCCACUCUCUCUAUCGUCUACCUAUCAAUUUCCAUUACUGUCAUUAUUUAUUUAAAUAAACGCAUAAAAUAAAAUGUUUUGUAUUUUUCAUCGUCUCUCUCCCUCGAGAAAUUUAACUGACCCCGCAUUAGAUUGCGUAGCCAGGUAGUUCCUUCCAGCACCCAGUCCAGAAACCGCUGCCCGCUGCCCGAUUUCCCUCCUUUCUUCUUCUUCUUCUUCUUCUUCUUUCUGCCAUUACUUACCCUCACCCGCCCCUGACCUUUCUUUCCCACCCUCGCUGUUGCUUUGCUUACCUCCUCUCCUCUCCAUUAUUACUCAUAUUUUUUAUUUAUUUCUUAUUUUGUUGGGUAGCCUUUUUUUUUUUUUUUUUUCUGUUUUCGGGGGAGGGUUUUCGUCCGUUUUCUCAUCUAUCAACUCCCACCUCCCUCUUUCUGCCUGCCUCGCCUCCUUCCCUACUCCCACCGCACCAUCAUCUGCUCUCUUCUUCAACCUCCCUACUUUCUUUUGUCUUCUUUCCCCCCUCCUUUUUCUCUCUACCACCACCGCCCUCCCGCGUCUUUGUUAUCAUCGUCGUCAUCUUUGCCCACCAAACUAUCUGCUGCAACGGUGCAUUUCUGGGUCUCCUUAGAUCUUCUCGAUAACCUGAUCAUCGCCUUCUGUUGUUUUUUUUCCCGAUUCCAAAGGUCUCAUCUUUUUCUGUUUCUCUUUUGUUUACUUGCUUGUAUGGGGAUAUGGAACAAUUUGAUUUCUGGGGGUUUACUUCUGAUUUCCGCUUCUUCGUUAUUUUCCUUUGCUUGAGGCGAUCAUUGACACCGUUGAUGGAAAUUUGCAGGAUCUGUUGCUGAACCCAAAUCAAAGGUGCUUCAUAUUUAAGGUAAACGUGCCUCUCUUUUUUUGAUUGUGUAUAUGUAUGGAUGAAAGCCAUCUAGGCUGGUUUUUUCGAUUAUUUCCAUUUAGAGUGCUGGGCAAAUUCUGGGGUUUGAGAGAUUUGCUGGGUUCUUCAUGAAGAUCUAAUCUUUCAGAUUCUUAGGUUUUCCCGCACCCUGCCCGUUGCAUUCCGUUAUUCACUCUUAGGCCUUGCUCAAGCUCCUCCAUUUCCUGGACAUCGCUUUUUUUUGUUAUUUUGUUAUUUUGUUUCACUCUCCCUUGAUCCUACUACUUACUGAACUGGAGUUUCAUCUGGGUUUCAGUCUUAUUCAGUUUCCGACCAAAGUUUUGCAUAAUUUUUGCUAAGUUGAAUUUCAAGGGUUUUAAUCUCGUCUCUCUUUUGGGGACCAUUUCAUCAGUGAAUGUAAAUUUGAUGGAACUGGUAUCAUUUGCAAAGCAAAUGUCUUUCCUUCACAGAGGGAUACGAGAAAGUGAGUUGUUGAUCACAUUGAGCUAAGUGGUCUGAUGUCUCGAUGACCUUACCUCAUUGUUUCUUUCUGCUCUUUUUAGCAUGGUUUUCAGCCUUCUUAGACUUGUGGUGAAGUCCCUGUCCAUCUGGGUGCAUGACUCAGACUGUAAGCUUAAUUGCACAUAGUGUGCUAGACAAUCAGGUGCCUGAUGGGAUGCAACCUUGUGCAUGUAAUGUCUUCUGAAAUUUGAGACCUGCAAGCGUUAUUUUGAUUCGUAAGACAGUUACUACACGGUUAGGAAUGUUCUUUGGUAUGGACGAUAACGGAUGCCAAAGCUGUUUCCCAGCCUUUUGUUCUUUAUUGGUUGCCACGUAACUCGAGCAUUAGUGGCUCAGAAGCGGAAGCCCGUUUUGACCGAGCUUUUAGUUUUCUCUGUUUUCCUUUUUAUAUGCUGAUCGAUGGCAUCUGGAUCACGAUUCGUCAAUGCUUGAUCGAUGUUUUUUAGCGUUUCUAUUUGCGUCCAGACACGUGUCUAGGCUCUUGCAUCUGAACUUAUAAGGCAGUUUUCUUCUUUGGUAUAUAAUUGGAUUUCUACAUGUUUUAUCUUAAUAACUAGAUUAACUUUUAUUUAUUUAUGAAUUGGCUUGUAGCAUCGGUGGUUGAAGUCCAUAACUAGUUUAGUUGCUGCUUGUAACUUUGUGAAGUGUAUUUUUAGAAGUGUUUUGUUCUGCUUUUUUGCAGGGUGAAUCUUUUUUAUAAUCCGAAGCCUUUGAAGUUUAUGAUAAAUUAGAUUGCGGAAAAUGCUGGGAGGCAAUAGCAGCAAUCCCCUUGUUCCAGUUUUCCUGGAUGAGAACCGCAUUCCUUAUCAGAACAACGCUUCAAACCAGCUGCAGUUAUUUGGUAAUUUGCCAGCUGGAUGUAACGUUGAUGCUAUAAACUAUUUUGGAAAUGAGCAUAUCUCUCCUAUGCUUCAGCCCAAUAAACGAAGCAGGGAGCCAGAAGACUUUAGUAGACAACAAAAGCUUCAAAUUUCAUUGAACUAUAACAUUUGCAAAGAUGAAGCUGACCGCUCAGCAAGUGUUCCGAACAACCCUAAUGCUGUGUCAACUGGGUUACGACUAUCAUAUGACGACGAUGAACGAAACUCUUCUCUGACUUCAGCAAGUGGGAGUAUGGCAGCAGCUAGACCUUCAAUGAUCUUGUCAUCCCUUGGGGACAAUAUUCGGUCUGAGCUUGAUCGCCAGAAAGAGGAAUUUGAUCAAUAUAUCAAACUUCAGGAGGAGCACCUGGCUAAGGGAGUGAGGGACAUGAAACAGAGACAUGUUGCCUCAUUUCUUGGUGCUAUUGAGAAGGGUGUUGCAAAGAAGAUUCGGGAAAAAGACAUAGAGAUAGAGAAUAUGAACCGUCGAAACAAGGAAUUGAUUGACAGAAUAAAACAAGUGGCGACAGAAGCCCAGAAUUGGUACUACAAGGCAAAGAACAACGAAUCACUGGCCAAUGUCCUCAAGACCAAUCUCCAGCAGGCAAUUGCUCAGGGGGCUGAUCAAGUAAAAGAAGGAUUUGGGGACAGUGAGUUUGAUGAUGCUGCCUCUUGCAUUGAUCCUAAUAACAACUACCUGAAGAUGACAAUAGGUGGUUGUGGCCCUUCAUCAAAGCCUCUCUCUCGGCGAGGUGGCUCUAAAGAGCAUAUGACCUGCAGAGCAUGCAAAGCAAGGGAGGUGUCGGUAUUGUUAAUGCCUUGCAGGCAUCUGUGCCUAUGUAUAGACUGCGACAUGUUCGUCAAUGUUUGCCCUGUAUGCCAGUUGAUCAAAACUACCAGCAUCCAAGUAUACUUGUCCUAAAUUAUGAAAAAUUGAAAUGUCACUCAAAUGUGAAAGGAAAAAAAAAGGGUCAUCCUAACUCUCUUCUGUGAUAAAAGAAAAACCAAACCUCAGGCAGGGUCUUUCCUGGGAUUACAAAAGUUGUAUUUGGAGUAACCUUGUUUAUUUUUGGGAAAAUGGAGUUCGAGUAAAGUUUCUUUCUAUUC
This is a messenger RNA of Linum trigynum, 4180 nucleotides long. The record is from the annotation of a GenBank genome assembly. NCBI's taxonomy places the organism in Eukaryota, Viridiplantae, Streptophyta, Magnoliopsida, Malpighiales, Linaceae.